Molecule: messenger RNA, 972 nt
Organism: Papaver somniferum (opium poppy)
Lineage: Eukaryota; Viridiplantae; Streptophyta; Magnoliopsida; Ranunculales; Papaveraceae
Exons: 1
Coding region: 1-972 (323 amino acids)
Biological process (GO): shoot system development; root development
Source: RefSeq, a predicted model, not a curated record
AUGGUUAUCUCUUCUUUAAAACCGAAAACUCCUUUCCAUUCUCGUUCAAUAAGUUUUCCACCCAGAUCAAACAAUCCUCUCACACUUCCAGUAGAAGAACAGCUAUUCAAACUAAAAUCAUCUUCGUCUUUAUCCGAUGAAGCUACGUCUACAUUGUCACCAUUAGCAUCAAUGUGUCACAAAUUGAGCGGGCUCAAAGACUUGUUCAACUGUAUUGAUCAAAAUUUACUUCAAUCAACGACAACUCAUCGAGUGUUAGCCAAUAAAUGCGUGAACGAUGUGUUGGAUGGAACUCUUGCUCUGCUCGAUACAUGUAGCAACGCGCAGGAGGUUUUAUUGCAGGUGAAAGAAUGUAUACAAGAUCUUCAAUUGUCUCUGCGCAGAAGAAGAACUAGAGAUUACGGUCAUCUGAUUGACACUGAUGUUGAGAAAUAUACAAACUCCAAAAAGAAAGUGAUUAAGGCAAUCAACAGGUGUCUUAAGGAUUUAAAAAGAAUGGAGAACAGACGAUCUUUCUCUAUGCUAAUAGAGAACGAUCCAGACACCGUCGCCAUCAUUAGCGUAUUCAGAGAAGUUCAAUCCAUCACCAUGUCCACGUUUGAAUCUCUAUUUUCGACCUUGUUAUCUGGGUUGGGAUCAUCUUCGAAGAAGCCUGCAUUGAGGGGUUGGGCUUUGGUUUCGAAACUGAUGCACACUACCAAAUGUGUAGAAAUGAACAAGAAAGGGGAUGAAGAGACUACUACUACUGGCAUGUAUGAAAUCGAGAAAUUGGAUGUUGCGUUAAACACCUUCGUUAUCAGCUGUAAGAAUUCUACGGAAGCCAUGGUAGAGCAUAGUGUUCAAAAUGUGCAGAAAAGAUCGACAGAAGUGGAAUUGAGUAUUGAGGCAAUUGAAGUUGUGCUGGAAUUGGUUUUCAAAGGCUUAAUCAAAACACGAGUUUCACUUCUUAACAUCUUAAGCAGCAAUAACUGA